Messenger RNA from Lotus japonicus, 534 nucleotides. RefSeq lists its product as uncharacterized. The record is from RefSeq and is a predicted model, not a curated record. The transcript is spliced from 2 exons. Lineage: Eukaryota; Viridiplantae; Streptophyta; Magnoliopsida; Fabales; Fabaceae. The coding region runs from base 1 to 534 and encodes 177 amino acids.
AUGGCUGCGAAUGUUGCUGGGGCAAGGAGGCCUACUGCUGGUGGAAUGGUCUACGCGAUCAGUGGAACUGAAGCUGAUGAAGACGAUGACUUAGCUUUUGCGAAGAGGUUAAAGAUAGAUGUGUCAAAGUUACCAUUUGACCUGAUAGUAUCUGUCCCUGCUUCUAAGUGUCUAGUAGCUAAGACUGCAUGUUUAGAGUGUCCUUGGACAAACCUAGAUAAGAAGUUUGUAGCAAACUUGAUCUGUUUACCUCUAAAGGGAUUGGAUGUAAUCAUAAGCAUGGAUUGGCUGUCCCACCACCAUGUUCUUCUUGAUUGCACCAAUAAAGUAGUUAUCUUCCCCGAUGCUGGACUCGCCGAGUUCUUGAACUCGUACUUUUCAAACCUUUCUUUGAAAGAAGGAGCUUUGAGAUCCCUUUUGACUACCACCGUGGUCGAUACUAAGGCAAAUGGAGUGCAAGAAACAGAGGUCGUGCGAGACUUCGAAGAUGUAUUUCCGGAGGAUGUGCCUGGAAUACCCCAGUCAGAGACGUAG